Molecule: messenger RNA, 1507 nt
Organism: Nanorana parkeri
Lineage: Eukaryota; Metazoa; Chordata; Amphibia; Anura; Dicroglossidae
Gene: ESS2
Product: DiGeorge syndrome critical region gene 14
Exons: 10
Coding region: 69-1505 (478 amino acids)
Cellular component (GO): catalytic step 2 spliceosome
Source: RefSeq, a predicted model, not a curated record
UGUGCUUCCGGUGAACUGUGUAUUCGGUGUCGUUGGUUCCGUAGUGGUUGUAGCUAUUGUCAUCUGGUAUGGCUACAGUGGGCCCUGAGUGCUCCCUGUCUGGGGCUCUGGUACCCCUGGAGCAGGCUUCAGGGGCUGUGGCUGUGCCGUCAUCGGAGAAUGCAGAGAGCAUGAAGCCGAAGAAGAAGGUUCUGACAGAGCAGACUUACAUAGAGAACCUGCAAAAGAUUAUCCAGAGAGAUUUCUUUCCUGAUGUGGAAAAGCUGCGGGCUCAGAAGGAAUACUUAGAGGCGGAAGAGUCUGGAGACCUUGAGAAGAUGAGGCAGAUAGCUAUCAAGUUUGGAACAUCGGGGAAGUUUUCUAGAGAGACUCCAUUACCUUAUGCUACACCUGCCACAUUUGAAACACCCGUUGGUCUUCCUGGUACACCAUCUUUGCUUGUGAAGCACAGGACAGGAGAUGAAGCAGAAAGCGAGAAAACAGAAGAGGAAAAUCAGGAGCUUCCCUGCCUUGAUAAGUUUUUAGCGAAACACACUAGCGAGGACAACGCUUCCUUUGAACAAAUAAUGGAAGUUGCAAAGGAGAAGGAGAAGGCACGAAAUUCCUGGCUAUACGAAGCUGAAGAAGAAUACAACCAACGGUUCCAGGACAACUUGGCUCUUCCUUCUGCUGAAAUGCAAGCCAUAGAAAAUGUAAAAUCAGGGCUAGACACCUGGGAGUACAAAACACACAACACCCUCAUGUAUUAUCCUGCAGGUGUGCCAGAUAAUGAUGCCAUAUUCAAGAAACCUAGGGAGGUGGUCCAUAGAAACACACGUUUCCAGAGGGACCCCUUCAGUCAAGCCUUGAGUAAGACACAGCUACAACAAGCAGCUGCCUUGAAUGCACAAUAUAAACAAGGGAAGGUUGGUCCUGAUGGGAAGGAAUUGAUACCACAGGAAUCCCCAAAAGUCAAUGGUUUUGGAUAUGUAGCCACUCCAUCGCCUGCUCCUGGAGUUGACGAUUCCCCUUUAAUGACUUGGGGUGAAGUUGAGAGCACUCCUUUUCGUCUGGAUGGUUCAGAGACCCCAUAUUUGGAAAAGGCACCUGGUCCAUCAUUUAAGAUUCUGGAACCUGGCCGCAGGGAGCGUUUAGGUCUGAAAAUGGCAAAUGAGGCAGCAGCCAAAAACAGAGCCAAUAAACAGGAAGCAUUGAGGAAGGUGACAGAAAAUCUGGCUAGCCUGACACCCAAAGGUCUUCAUCCAUCCAUGUCUCCUGCUCUUCAGCGUUUGGUGAAUAGAACUUCAAGUAAAUACACUGAUAAAGCUUUAAGAGCAAGUUAUACCCCUUCCCCUACACACACAAGCUUGCAUGUUCUUAAGACCCCAGGAGGAUCUCGUCUAACGCCCACUGUAACCCCUACUCUUGGAGCUGCUUCACAAUCUCCUACUGUUCCUGAUUCCACCACCAUUACAGAUGACCUGCUGCAUUUACCCAAACGAAGAAAAGCAUCAGAUUUCUUUUGAAG